GACGUCACACAGGAGGCUGUAGAAGGCCGUAGAAAUGGCAGGAAUACUCGAGAAACAGGAGACUGAGGGUAUAAAAGUGCAAAAGCGCUCACAUAAACAGAUUACCAGGACAAGACGCCGCUGUCCUUCUACUGUCCAAGUGAAGAUCUAAGCACUGCUGAUUCGACAUGUGGUCGUCUUCUCUCUUUCAGCCUUCGUUUAGCACACCGAUGGCAGUGAGAGUUCCCGUCAGUGCGCUGUGGCCUCAGUCGCAGCUCAUUUGUGUUGAAAUGGAGAAUGAAAUGGCGAGGCAGAUGGACAACAUGAGGAGAAGCGCUGACCUGAUGAAUCAGCUCCAGCAUUUCUUACGGAGAGAGACCCUUGAUGCAGAGACAGCUCCCAGCUCGGCUGCACGUAGAGCACCUUCAUGCAAGGUGGAGAAGGACGGACAGCACUUUUCUGCUACUCUGGAGGUGGAAGACUUCAUUCCCGAGGAGCUGACAGUUAAACAGGUGGGACGGAAAGUCUUGUUGAGCGGAAAGAAAGAAAAGAAAGAGGAAAGCGAAGAGGGAUCCUACAGCUACAGGUACCAGGAGUUCAGACGAGAGCUCGAGCUGCCAGAAGACGUGAACCCCGAGGAGCUGAGCUGCUCGCUAAACAACGGACAGCUGCGCAUCGAAGCACCAUGGAUGGCACUGCCCAGUGUGCCCGAGAGAGUGGUGCCCAUUAAAAGUGACAACACGGGGUGCAUUAAGAGUGGAGAGGAGCAAAAGAAGGAGUGUGGGAUGGAAAGGGAAUGAGCAAAUGUUUCAAGUGGACUUUUCAUAAAAAGAUGCAGAAAUUGUCUGCCAUCUUACUUGUUUAAAAUGCUGGUUAGCUAUGUAGUAAACCUUGCAUUUAAUUUGAUAUUUUGUUUUUUCUGUGGCUGUGUUUCCAACUAAAAGUUUUGCCUCUCAACUUUAUAAAUGGCAUUAGAUAUGUGAGGGGGAGAAAUGAAAAUAAGUGUACGUUAAAAUAGCCUAGUUAAGUCGUUAUGCAGAUAAUUUGUAAAGCUCAUUGUAAGAGAGAAAAGUUGAUUUACUUCUUCUGAUUGCAUUUUUCAGAAUAAUUGUGUUCUCCAUUCUCCUCUUAAUCUUAAAAGAUUGUUUUCCGUUAUCCAUUGAUCAAGUUUAUCACAUGGAUACAGACAGUAUGCAGUAAGCCUUCCAUUUCGUUUGUAUUUUUUUCCAUGAGGCUGUGUUUCCUAUUAAAAGCCUCUUGACUUUUGUAAAUGGUUUGGGAUAUACAAGGGGGGAAAUGUUUAUGUUAAAAAAAUAAUAAUAAAGAUGUUAUGUGCAGUAGAUAUGUUUGAAAAGUUCAUUGCAAUAAAAAAAGUUGAUUUACUUCUUUUUUGGUUGUAUUUUUCAGAAAAAUUCUGCCCUCUAUUCUUCUCUUAAUCUUAAAAACAGAUUGUUUUCUGUUAUACAUUUCUGAAGUUCAUCAGUUCAUUGUAUGCAAAGUUUCAUAUUAACUAUCAAUAAAAGUCAGUGCCAAACUGAAACUUGUGAACCGCA
This is a messenger RNA of Polypterus senegalus (gray bichir), 1532 nucleotides long. RefSeq names its product heat shock protein beta-11-like. The transcript has a single exon. Gene Ontology annotation, molecular function: protein folding chaperone. NCBI's taxonomy places the organism in Eukaryota, Metazoa, Chordata, Cladistia, Polypteriformes, Polypteridae. Gene Ontology annotation, biological process: response to heat; protein refolding. Bases 168 to 779 code for a protein of 203 amino acids. The record is from RefSeq and is a predicted model, not a curated record.